Cynara cardunculus var. scolymus (artichoke) is the source of this 1869-nucleotide messenger RNA. RefSeq names its product beta-1,4-mannosyl-glycoprotein 4-beta-N-acetylglucosaminyltransferase-like. Gene Ontology annotation, cellular component: membrane. Lineage: Eukaryota; Viridiplantae; Streptophyta; Magnoliopsida; Asterales; Asteraceae. The record is from RefSeq and is a predicted model, not a curated record. Gene Ontology annotation, biological process: protein N-linked glycosylation; N-acetylglucosamine metabolic process. Gene Ontology annotation, molecular function: beta-1,4-mannosylglycoprotein 4-beta-N-acetylglucosaminyltransferase activity. The transcript has 3 exons. The coding region runs from base 150 to 1358 and encodes 402 amino acids.
ACACACACACACACAUCCAACACGCAGGGUUUCUAGAGAGAGAAACAACACCUCACCACAGCUUUUUCCACAUCCCCUAUGCUCUAAUCUUUGCCGCAUUUCAUCCCCAUUGAUUCUUUGCUAAGGCUGAUCUAUCGAUUCAGAUUUGAAUGACGUCUACUUUAUCGAAAUUUUUCGAUAAAGUUUAUACCAUGGCAGAAGGGGGAUCUCGUUAUUGCUCUAAAAAAUCCGAUGAUAUCUGUGGUGAUAUUUGCGAUGAGGACUCGGGGAAGUCUUCAACCAUGGCAAGAUUACGGUGCAUUCUUCGGGGACUGGAGUUGAAAACCAUCGUCUUUCUUUUUGUAAUGGUCCCGACCGUCAUCCUUGGGUUGUAUGUUCAUGGACAGAAAGUCUCUUACUUUUUGCGGCCAUUGUGGGAGUCACCACCGAAACCUUUCCAUGAAAUUCCACAUUAUUAUCAUGAAAAUGUGUCGAUGGAGAAUCUCUGUAAGCUUCAUGGUUGGGGAACACGUGAGUUCCCAAGGCGCGUGUUUGAUGCAGUGCUGUUCAGUAAUGAAGUGGACCUUCUAACGAUAAGAUGGCAUGAGUUAUACCCUUAUGUUACCGAGUUUGUACUCCUUGAGUCAAACUCAACGUUUACCGGCUUGCCUAAACCCCUGGUCUUUGCCAGCCACCAAGAUCAGUUCAAAUUCGUCGAGCCAAGAUUAACGUAUGGACAAAUUCCCGGGAGAUUUCGUAAAGGAGAAAACCCUUUUGUCGAAGAGGCUUAUCAGAGACUUGCAUUGGAUUAUCUUUUAAAGAAAGCAGGGAUUCAAGAUGACGAUUUGUUGAUCAUGUCGGAUGUUGAUGAGAUUCCAAGUAGGCACACCAUCAAUCUUUUAAGAUGGUGUGAUGAUAUACCUCCAAUUCUUCAUCUUCGGCUAAAGAAUUACUUGUAUUCUUUCGAGUUUCUUUUGGAUAACAAUAGUUGGAGGGCAUCGGUUCAUAGAUAUCAGUCAGGGAAGACAACUUAUGCUCAUUAUCGCCAAUCUGACACAAUCUUAGCAGAUGCGGGAUGGCAUUGUAGCUUUUGUUUUCGCCACAUUAGUGAGUUCAUUUUCAAGAUGAAAGCUUACAGCCAUGUUGAUAGAGUGAGGUUCAACAAAUUCUUGAACCCUACCAGAGUUCAGAAAGUAAUAUGCAAAGGAGCUGAUCUCUUCGAUAUGCUGCCAGAGGAGUACACAUUUAAAGAAAUCAUCGGCAAAAUGGGACCCAUACCGCAUUCCUAUUCGGCUGUUCACCUACCUGCACAUCUUAUAGAGAACGCGGACAAAUACAGAUUUCUCUUACCUGGGAAUUGCAUAAGAGAAAGUGGGUGACCGGGAAAACGUUUUGUUUCUGUGUAAAGGUUGGAGCUUUGAAGUCGAAAGAUGCAUCUCGCGAACAAUAGUCGACUCUGGUAUGUUUUCUGGCUAUUGUUUUAGAUAUCUGGAUCCAUAGGUGGAUGGAUUUCUGGGGUGAUAGUGUAAAUAGUCUUUCUUUCUUUCUUUCUUUCUUUUUUGGGUUGUUGGUAGAGUUGGCUUUCUUUCAGAAUCUUGGCAUACUGAUUUGCUGCUGAGUAGGGGGGGAAGGAAGCUGUGGUUUAAUGGAGAUGUGAUUCUUGGGGUUGCCUGCUUAUUACUGGGCAUCGCCAUGGCAGGCAACUUGAGAUUCUUUUACCUUGCUUCCCUCCCGGGAAAGAUAAUCGGCUUCGCUUUAUAUUAGGAAAUUUUGAGUCUGAGACUAAUCUGUUAUAAAUAAAUUAUUCAAAAUUCUGUUUAUUUAUUUUUUUAUCUUUGUAUCUCACUGGGUUCUUGAUCUUAAGAUUUCUGAGGUUCAAACGAUUAUUCA